This is a messenger RNA of Harpegnathos saltator (Jerdon's jumping ant), 2265 nucleotides long. RefSeq names its product neuropeptide CCHamide-1 receptor-like. The transcript is spliced from 7 exons. The record is from RefSeq and is a predicted model, not a curated record. Bases 253 to 1665 code for a protein of 470 amino acids. Lineage: Eukaryota; Metazoa; Arthropoda; Insecta; Hymenoptera; Formicidae. Gene Ontology annotation, molecular function: neuropeptide receptor activity. Gene Ontology annotation, cellular component: plasma membrane. Gene Ontology annotation, biological process: G protein-coupled receptor signaling pathway.
CCGAGCCGGCGUGGUUCCUCUCUACUUCCGAUCUCAUUGGUCUCCCUCUCUCUCUCUCUGCUUUUGUUCUAUUUCCAACUUUCGUUCCGAACUGCGAGCAUCAGUCCCUGCCGCGUGUAACUGUCGCCGGAAGGCUUCAUAACUCGGACGGCGGGAGGAAGGAGAUCAGAAUGCAAAGCGGCUCGUAUUAUCGUUAAACGGACGAAAAAAACACUUCUCUCGAGGAGAGCGCUCGAAUCGGCACGGUCAAUCAUGUCCUGGCCAUAUGCGACGAGUGUGUCGCCGUCCUCCUCGUUCACGGUAUUGAUGGUGACAGCGCAGACGACACUGUCGACGCUAACGUUAAAUUACACGGCAGGCAACGUUGGUACCGUCGGCGACGUAAUCGGCGACAUCGUGACGAGGAAGGCCGACGAAGAGGAAGAAUAUAUACCUUACAGCGAUCGGCCCGAGACGUACAUCGUGCCGGUCAUCUUAUUCCUGAUCAUGGUGAUCGGUCUCACCGGGAAUGGUGUGUUGGCCUUCACGAUCCUGCGACACGCCAACAUGAGAAACGUACCCAACACGUACGUGCUGUCGCUGGCGCUUGGAGAUUUACUGCUCAUAGUGAUAAGUGUCCCCUUCACCGCCAUUGUCUACAUUUUGGAUUCUUGGCCCUUCGGUCUCUUAUUAUGCAAACUCGGCGAGUCUGCGAAGGAUAUUUCCAUCGGAGUUUCCGUAUUCACGCUAACUGCUCUCUCGGCAGACAGAUUUUUCGCCAUUGUGGAUCCCAUGCGGAAAUUGCAUGUUACAGGCGGCGACAAGCGAGCCACGCACUUCACCGUGAUCGUCGCUGUGAUGAUCUGGAUCUUGGCUAUAGUGUGCGCAACCCCGGCCUCCUUCUCGUACAUCAGAGUCUUCAGGGUCAACCGAAACGUGAGCUUUAGCGUAUGCUACCCGUUCCCCGAGGAAUUUGGACCGAGCUACCCGAAAGUGAUAGUGAUAUGUCGCUUCUUCAUUUACUACGUAAUACCUCUCAGCAUCAUCGCCGUCUUCUACAUACUGAUGGCCAGGCAUCUCAUGCACAGUACGAGGACCAUACCCGGCGAGAUGCACGGCCAGGUGAGGCAAGUGCUGGCCCGUAAAAAGGUAGCAAAGAUGGUGAUGGCUUUCGUUAUUAUAUUCGCCAUCUGUUUCUUUCCGCAACACGUCUUUAUGUUGUGGUUUUAUAUCAAUCCGACCGCGCCACAAGAUUACAAUACUUUCUGGCACUAUUUCCGUAUCCUGGGCUUCUGUCUCGCAUUUACCAACAGCUGCAUCAACCCCAUCGCUCUCUACUGUGUGAGUGGUACUUUCAGGAAGUACUUCGACAGAUACCUGUUGUGCUGCGCCGUGAAGAAGAUGCGGGGACGGCAUCGACGAUCGUCGGAUCUAAGUUCCCGUGGGCGUGGGCAAAGUUUCUCGCUCGUCAGCUCGAGGAGGUGCUUGAGCGAAUCUCGUCGAGAACAACGAAGUGUCAUGCGCCUCUCUAUCAUGGCGGAUAGCGUUCGAACAAAGGACAUUCCGAUCAAGGAACAGGAAACCACUAUUACUUUGUCGGCCUACCCGAACGGCAACGACGAAUCACUGAGACACCAACGAAUCUCGAUGGAACCAACUGUGCGCGAUCGAUUAAUCAUCCCAUAAAGAGGAUACCGAACGGAAGCUGACGCAUUUCCGAUUAUCCACGUUUCUACAAAUCCGUAUAAAAUAAUUCCUAUAGCAAUCACCUCAAGAUGAACUAUAACCUAUAUUUAAUCUAUGUAUAAUCUAUCUAUGUUUUAAUUACGACAUCUUCUCACGAGGGUCGCAAUCUCGAGAUUGCUGAAGUACAACUCGUGCAGUCGCAACAGAGAGAAAGUAGUACUAUUUUUCAUACGUAUUUAACAGUUGCGCCUAAUAGUCAAAGUUUUUAAUAUUCGGAUUACUUGGUCAUAAUAUUAUAUAUAUAUAUAUAUAUAUAACGUGACGUGUCGUUGGAUCCGAUAUAGUAAGCCGCGAGUAAGUUUUCGUUUCCAAGUGUUUUGUGUGCAUGACGCAUGGAAGGAUAAGUCGCGUUAAAUGAUAAGAUAUUUUAAUACUAGAACUAGCGACAUAAGCGAUGUAUACUAAGAGAAUUGACUUCGUAUGAAUUUACGAAGAAUUUUAAUAUAUCAUCCGACCAAGAGAAAGAUACUACAUUCCGCCGAAUAAGUAACAGUAUUAGAACUUACAGCUUCAAUAGGGAAAACAAAGUCAAAUUAUAAA